UCAUCCAGGAUGGUGAGCUUGUGGUUCCCUGGGGGCACCUGGAUGGCAGCCCUGACACUGAUGAUGGUUGUGCUGAGCCCUCCGCUGGCUUUGUCCAGAAACACUCAACCACAUUUCCUGGUGCAGGGUAAGGCUGAGUGUCAUUUCACCAAUGGGACGGAGCGGGUGCAGUUUGUGGCGAGAUACAUCUACAACCGGGCGGAGGUCGUGCGAUUUUACAGCGAUGUGGGUGAGUUCAGGGCGGUGAAGGAGCUGGGGCGUUCAAUCGCCAAGGACUGGAACAGCCGGAAGGACUUCAUGGAGCAGACGAGAGCCGCGGUGGAGACAUUCUGCAAACACAACUAUGGAAUCUUUGAUAAAUUUCUGGCGCUGCAGCGAGCUGAGCCUAAGCUAAUUGUGUACCCUUCAAAGACUGAGCCCCUGCAGCACCACAACCUCCUGGUGUGCUCUGUGAGUGGUUUCUAUCCAGGACACAUUGAAGUCAAAUGGUUCCGGAAUGGCCAGGAAGAGGAGGCUGGGGUUGUGUCCACAGGCCUGGUCCGCAAUGGAGACUGGACCUUCCAGAUGCUGGUGAUGCUUGAAGCUGUUCCUCAGAGUGGAGAGGUUUACUCCUGCCAAGUGGAGCACCCGAGCCUGGAGAGCCCUGUCACCGUGGAAUGGAGAGCACAAUCUGGAUCUGCCCAGAGCAAGAUGCUGAGUGGCAUCGGGGGCUUCGUUCUGGGGGUGCUCUUCCUCGGGGCGGGGCUGUUCAUCCACUUCAGAAAUCAGAAAGGACACACUGGACUUCAGCCCACAGAAGGCAAGAAACCCAGGACCAAAGCUCCCAAGAUUCAGCGUCUUGUUACUCCACGCUUCCUGCAGCACAAGCGCCGGCGCAUUUCGCUGAAAAAACAGCGCACUAAGAAAAAUAAGGAGGAGGCUGCAGAGUACGCUAAGCUUUUGGCCAAGAGAAUGAAGGAGGCCAAAGAGAAACGCCAGGAACAGAUCGCCAAGAGACGGAGGCUCUCCUCUCUGAGAGCUUCUACCUCCAAAUCCGAAUCCAGUCAGAAAUAG
Elephantulus edwardii (Cape elephant shrew) is the source of this 1053-nucleotide messenger RNA. Its product is annotated as DLA class II histocompatibility antigen, DR-1 beta chain-like. Gene Ontology annotation, molecular function: MHC class II protein complex binding. Gene Ontology annotation, biological process: peptide antigen assembly with MHC class II protein complex; immunoglobulin production involved in immunoglobulin-mediated immune response; positive regulation of T cell activation. NCBI's taxonomy places the organism in Eukaryota, Metazoa, Chordata, Mammalia, Macroscelidea, Macroscelididae. The coding region runs from base 10 to 1053 and encodes 347 amino acids. Gene Ontology annotation, cellular component: late endosome membrane; MHC class II protein complex; lysosomal membrane. The transcript has 6 exons. The record is from RefSeq and is a predicted model, not a curated record.